Molecule: messenger RNA, 4288 nt
Organism: Frieseomelitta varia
Lineage: Eukaryota; Metazoa; Arthropoda; Insecta; Hymenoptera; Apidae
Gene: Sp1
Product: transcription factor Sp9-like
Exons: 4
Coding region: 932-3055 (707 amino acids)
Biological process (GO): regulation of transcription by RNA polymerase II
Molecular function (GO): RNA polymerase II cis-regulatory region sequence-specific DNA binding; DNA-binding transcription factor activity, RNA polymerase II-specific
Source: RefSeq, a predicted model, not a curated record
AUCGUUGUCACUGUUCAUCAUAUCCGUGAAUGCUUGCUUCUCACCAUUGCUACCGGACGUAUGCACGCGCUGAUACCUGCCGCCGAGAGGGCGAGGAAGGGACGAACAGGUUCGUAGCCGCGCGCAUGUCACCGAUCGAAACGAGAUCCGUUGCUCAACGCGAUCCGCUCGCGAUUCACGCGCCACGAAAUCAAUUUCACCCCUCGCUCUCUUCGAACCGCCUACGCGACGCUGUCUAAACAGCGAUCGUCGAUAUUUCGAAUCAUGUUGGUACGUGUGGAACGAGCAGUGACUCGACGUGACCUUACGUUUAAUACCUUACAGAACUGUACCUUACACAUUCCUCUAAUUCUGUGAACAACAAUUCGCGGUGUUGUGAUCGAUCGAUGCGCGAAUUCUAAGAAAAGAGAUACGUGCCGGUGGCUCGUUGUGUUUACCGGAUCGGCGAAAAGCGCGACACGACCUUCGGAAUUAACGCGCUCCGAAACAGAAGUCACGCAGUUAAUCUUCGUCCGGCUCGAUAUCGCCGGCCGUCUUUGUCGUCGUUGCGAAGGGCAAACGCGUGGAAAAUUUCUCACUCAGUCGAACUGAAGCAGCCGCGCGAUACACUAGUGGCGUGGCGUGAAAAGAAUGUUCCCGUAUCUCGUUAAUCGGCCAGUGAAUCGAGUCUGUGACACAGUGCUUUUUAUCGGUCAGUGUGGACAGUGGCUCGGCAUGAACACAUCGCUCUGAGGUGCAAACGUAGUUCGAGGAUCACCGGAAACUGUGCAUCGUCGCCGUGUCGUCGUUUUUUUGGAUCCACGAGGCCGACCGAGCCGGCAAGCUGGACGCGGAGGUCGGAGGCGGCGGAAGCCGCAGGGGUAUCAGCCCUCCGACACACCUCGGCAACAUAAACCCGGAUCAUCCGGGUUUGCGUGGUACGCCGUUGGCGAUGCUCGCGGCUCAGUGCAACAAACUGAGCAGCAAGAGUCCACCACCGUUGGCAGACGCGGCGGUCGGCAAAGGCUUCCAUCCAUGGAAGAAGAGUCCACAGAGCAGCGGCAGUUCGCCUCAGCACUCGGCUGGAAGCGGCGGCGGCGGCGGUGGAGGAGGCGGAGGCGGAGGUGGAGGAGGGGGCGGGGGUGGGGGUGGCGGAGGAUGCACGACGACCGGAGUCAGUCAAAGACCAGCGGCGACGAGCAGCGCCGGCAGCACGACGACCGGUGGGUAUGCAAGAGCGCCGGUAACCUCGUGCGCGUCGACCGCGCCCCAAUACGGCGGCGACCUGUACUUCCCGGGGACGGCGAGUGCACAACCGGCCGGAGAUCCGCACCAUCAUCAGAGCAGCCUGCUUGGUAAGGUCGAAGGAGCGACCUUGGGCUCGGUGUACGGCCGACAUCCGUACGAGUCGUGGCCGUUCAACGCGAUGCCAGGCGCGACGCACGGUGGUAUCAAAGCCAGUGAUGGUUGGUGGGACGUUCAUGGAGCGGCGACAGCCGGCGGAUGGUUGGACGUCGGGAGCACGGUCGGUGUCGGUGUGCAUGCCGCGCAAAUGGCCAACUACUCGGCCGACUACUCGACCAGCCUGGCGCUGGCGGGCAAUCAUUUGUUGACCACGGCGACCACCGCCGGCCACAAUCUCCUCCAAGACACGUACAAAUCGAUGUUGCCGGGAGGGCCGCCGGGUUUCGGGCUGCAUCAUCACGCGGCUGCAACAGCGAGCGCGAGCGCUGGUGCAGGUAGCCCACAGGGUAGCGGCGGUGGCGUGGGUGUGGGCGCGGCCGGUGUUAACCAAGCGCCGUCGCCGCGGUCGCAAAGACGGUACACAGGACGCGCCACCUGCGAUUGUCCGAACUGUCAAGAAGCCGAGCGACUCGGUCCGGCCGGUGUACAUCUCAGGAAGAAGAACAUCCACAGCUGUCACAUACCCGGCUGCGGUAAGGUCUACGGGAAAACGUCGCAUCUGAAGGCCCACUUACGGUGGCACACUGCGGCACCUUCGAACCCACACCGGCGAAAAGAGAUUCGCCUGCCCGGUCUGCAACAAGCGGUUCAUGCGCAGCGACCAUCUCGCGAAGCACGUCAAGACCCACAGCAGCAGCAGCAGCAGCAACGGCAGCAAGGGCAAGGGGGGAGCGGGGAGCUCGUCAGCCGAGUCCUGCUCCGACAGCGAGGACAACGGGAGUCAGCAGAGUCCCACUUCCAGCUCGGUGCCGCCGCAGCCGCAGCCGCCGCCGCCGCAGCAGCCGCAGCAGCAGCAGCAGCCACCGCAACAACAACAGGCCCAACCGGCUCAGGCCCAGCAUCAGCAACAGCAGCAGCAACAGCAGCAGCAGCAGCAGCAGCAGCAGCAGCAAGCUCUGGUGGCGGCAGCGGCGGCGGCGGCGGCAGCAGCUGCAGCGGUGGCGGCGGGCCAGGACACCACCAACAACACCACAUCCCAGACCACCACCACCACCAGUCUCGGUCAUCAGCCGACAACGCCCAUGACCCCAAUACAGAUGACCUCACCACCUCUGACCCCACACCAUCCCCACCACCCGCAUCUCCCGCCUCUAAUGCACCAUCCGCAUCAUCACGCAACCUCCGUGCCGGUGGCGGCAGCAGCAGCGGCAGCAGCGGCGGCGGCCCACCACCCACACGCGGGGAUGAGCAUGCACUGAGCCCGGUGGGGCCCGGAGUCGGUGCCUGCAGUACCACUGCCGCAACGGCCCUGGGCUCCCCCUUAUCCUACCCCCUCAACCUGAACCUCGUGCCGCAGAAUCACGCCGCUGCGCACCAAACUAUCGCUCACCAUCACGCCACAUCUGCCUCUGUUCCUCCAAACUCAGCUCCCCCUCCUCCUCCGCCCAACCAUCAUCAACACCAGAAUCACCAUCAUCACCAUCACCACCACCACCAUCACCAUCACCAACAACAACACCAACACCAACACCAACACCAACAUCAACACCAACAACAGCAACAACAGCACUCGCGUCAGAGCAACUCCUAUCCCAUGCAACAGAAUCCUGGCACGCCGGGGACCGCGCAGACUCCCUCACCCUCGUCCCCUGCGCCUGUACAUAGUCUCUAGGUUGACGCGUCGCCCCUAGCUCUCGUCACCCCACUGUUCCACCUCCCCCCUGUUCUUUGAACCUAUAUUAUGUCUGUAUUGUUUUAUCUUUUCUAUUCUAGUAGAUCGGGGCAGCGAUCGUCUCUCGAACACGAUGCUACUACUACACACCAAACGAAUUUUCACGACGAUUCCUUGCACGCAGCUCGACGACACUUUGACUCUUUAUAUCCAGACUUUAGGGUACUCGAAUCGCUUCCAGUGUGCACGAGAAUUUUUCGUGGCACGUUUGCGAGCCGCUGGAGCUAGAGCCUGUCGGUACUCUCGUAAGUACCAAUAUCUUAAACAUGAUGCAUUAAUUCCUAAGUGGACCUGCUGAGACACCGAUUUUUAUUUACCACGUUGUGCGUUGAACUGAACAAUUUUUUUCAUACAGUUAGUUGGGAAUUUACGCGAUCCUCCGCGUUCUCCGGCAGAGGAAAAUUUAUUUUCACGUACCUCCAAUUUCGAUAUGAUUUUCGUGGAAAACUCCGAUUAUAUUAACCCUUUGACCAGGGCUUUCGACCAGCUAACUCGUUAUUGAAAAAUACUCGUCCGGCGCUCGAGAGAAGCCAAAGAAGAAGAACUCUGAAGAUUUGUCAAUUUUUCCAAUGACUCUGAAUUAACUUCUGGUCACUCCUGGUCAAAGAGUUGAACUAGAGUUGGAAAAUCCACUUACGGAUAUCACCAAGGUUACUGUAAAAAUUCGUUCUCCUCUCCACUGUGUGCAAUGUUCGCAAUGUGUGCCACAAAAAUUUCGUUGAAAGUGUCACAGGGAUCACCGUUCACCGGGCAUAAAGGGUUAAACGUGAACACGAGAAAUUUUAAUUUUAUUACACUCGGCUCGAAUCCUCCCCUCCCUCUGUACAGUUUGCGAUCGCUGCCUCGUCCACCGAUCUUCUACUAUUAUUCAACCUUCUCCCGAACGCAACCCGAUUGCCGUCUCUCUCCGUUACUUGUAAAUACUUAUACAUAGAGCGCGUGAGAAAGAUUAUUAUAUUAAUUAUAUGCGGUGUAAUGUUAAGCGGUGUAAAAAAAACAUGCAAACAGAAAAAGAAAAAAAAGAAGUUCUAUAUAUAAACGCACUGUCGCGCUGUACCAUACACUGGACACACACACACACACACACACAUACACACGUACGUACGUACGUAGACACACAUACACGUACACAUAGGACACAUACGCGUAAGGAAGCAAAAAACAAAAAGAAAA